Molecule: messenger RNA, 558 nt
Organism: Trichomonas vaginalis G3
Lineage: Eukaryota; Parabasalia; Trichomonadida; Trichomonadidae
Product: organellar and viral DNA polymerase type B
Exons: 1
Coding region: 1-558 (185 amino acids)
Source: RefSeq, a predicted model, not a curated record
AUGGACAAAGAUUGCGACAUGGUAUAUAAGAACAUCUCUGACCUUUACAAAUCCGAAGAAUUUAAGACCUACGACAACUUUGUUUCAUUAGUUGCAAAAUGUGUUUGGGAAAUAAGAGAUAAAGAUAGUAGGGGUAAGGUAUGGAACGAACAAAUAAGACCCGCUAUGUUCGAGAUGAAGAAAACCAUUGACGCCUUAGUUGUUUUAGCAGGUAAGGUUUCAGAAUAUAACGCAAAAAUGAACCCGCAAUGUUCAAAAUGUAAAGCAGCAAUGAGGAAAUAUAACUACUCCGUCAAAGAGAUAGAACGUAUGCGAAACGACUAUGCAGAUUUAAAGAAAGAAGCAGAAAAACCAGCAGAAGAUAAAAUGGACAUGUUAGCAUUUCUGAACAAAAACUAUCCAACUGCUGACGAUUUCCUUCUAUCUGAUGUCAAGAAGAAGUAUAAAGAAACUUUCGGUAUCGUUAAAACAUUCGAUGUACUGACAGAAGAAAUAGAAGCUACAAAAUUGUUUAGAGUCAUGAACCAUCGCAACAUAUACCAUGUAAAACGCUUGUAA